ACCCUAUGAAUGUAAGGAAUGUGGGAAAGCCUUCAGAUCUAUGAAGAACCUUCAAAGUCAUGAAAGGACACAAACACACAUAAGAAUACACUCUGGAGAAAGACCUUAUAAAUGUAAGAUAUGUGGGAAAGGCUUUUAUUGUCCCAAAUCAUUUCAAAGACAUGAAAAAACUCACACUGGAGAGAAACUCUAUGAAUGCAAGCAAUGUGGUGAAGCCUUCAGUAGUUCCAGUUCCUUUCGAUAUCAUGAAAGGACUCACACUGGAGAGAAACCCUAUAAAUGCAAGCAAUGUGGGAAAGCCUUCAGAGCUGCCUCAGUCCUUCGAAUGCAUGGUAGGACUCAUCCUGAAGAUAAACCCUAUGAGUGUAACCAAUGAGGGAAAGCCUUCAGAUUUGCCUCACACUUUUGAGUGUGUGGUAGGAGACACAACAGAGAGAAACCCUAUGAAUGUAAGGAAUGUGGGAUACCCUUCAGAUCUGCCAAGAACCUUCGAAUUCCUGAAAGGACACAAGCAUACAUAAGAACGCACACUGGAUGGCUGAACAAAAGGCAGCAGAAACUUCUGCAGACUUAAACAUCCCUGUCUGACAGCUUUAAAGAGAGUAGUGGUCCUCCCAGCACAGAGUUUGAGAUCUGAGAACGGACAGUCUGCUUCCUCCAGUGGGUCCCUGAGCCCCGAGUAGCCUAACUGGGAAGCACCUCCCAGUGGGGGCCGACUGACACCUCAUACGGCUGGGUGCCCCUUUGUGACAAAGCUUCCAGAGGAAGGAUCCGGGAGUAACAUUUGCUGUUCUGCAAUAUUUGCUGUUCUGCAACCUCUGCUGGUGAUACCCAGGCAAACAGGGUCUGGAGUGGACCUCCAGCAAACUCCAACAGACCUCAGCUGAGGGUCCUGACUGUUAAAAGGAAAACUAACAGAAAGGACAUCCACACCAAAACCCAUCUGUACAUCACCAUUGUCAAGGACCAAAGGUAGAUAAAACCACAAAGAUGGGGAGAAACCAGAGCAGAAAAGCUGAAAAUUCUAAACAUCAGAGCACCUCUUCUCCUCCAAAGGAACGCAGCUCCUCACCAGCAAUGGAACAAAGCUGGAUGGAGAAUAACUUUGAUGAGUUGAGAGAAGAAGGCUUCAGACGACCGGUAAUAACAAACUUCUCCAAGCUAAAGGAGGAUGUUCGAACCCAUUGCAAAGAAGCUAAAAACCUUGAAAAAAGAUUAGAUGAAUGGCUAACUAGAAUAAACAGCAUAGAGAAGACUUUAAAUGACCUGAUGGAGCUGAAAACCAUGGCAUGAGAACUAUGUGACACAUGCACAAGCUUCAGUGACCAAUUCGAUCAAGUGGAAGAAAGGGUAUCAGUGAAGAUCAAAUGAAUGAAAUGAAGCGAGAAGAGAAGU
This is a messenger RNA of Piliocolobus tephrosceles (Ugandan red Colobus), 1395 nucleotides long. Its product is annotated as zinc finger protein 69-like. Gene Ontology annotation, cellular component: PcG protein complex; transcription regulator complex; chromatin. The transcript has a single exon. The coding region runs from base 41 to 376 and encodes 111 amino acids. Gene Ontology annotation, molecular function: DNA-binding transcription factor activity, RNA polymerase II-specific; RNA polymerase II cis-regulatory region sequence-specific DNA binding. NCBI's taxonomy places the organism in Eukaryota, Metazoa, Chordata, Mammalia, Primates, Cercopithecidae. The record is from RefSeq and is a predicted model, not a curated record. Gene Ontology annotation, biological process: regulation of transcription by RNA polymerase II.